Gossypium arboreum is the source of this 1383-nucleotide messenger RNA. RefSeq lists its product as uncharacterized. The transcript is spliced from 3 exons. The coding region runs from base 161 to 1228 and encodes 355 amino acids. Lineage: Eukaryota; Viridiplantae; Streptophyta; Magnoliopsida; Malvales; Malvaceae. The record is from RefSeq and is a predicted model, not a curated record.
CUGGUUUGCCCCUCAGCCACUUCGUGUGACAAUUCUACCAAAAUUAUGCAUUUGACCCAUCUCACCUCCUGUACUCCUGACACACCAAAUAUAAACCAAAGCCUUUUAACUUCGUCGUCUUAGCAACUUCAAACCCCAACACACCCCUCUCUCUCCUUCAAUGGAACAUACAAAGAAGUUUUCCCCUGGAACUUCCGCCAUUGUUUUUCUCCUUUUCGCUGGCUUUCUCUACAUAUGUGUAUGGUCUCCUUCAAACCCUUUACUCCCCUUCGAUCAACCCAACGGUUCUCCCAAAAAUUUUACUGCUGUAGAGUUUGCUGUGAAAGACGAGCUUGAUUUGGCGUUAGAGGAAGCUUCGAUGCGGAAUAAGACCGUCAUAAUAGCGGUUGUCAACAGGGCUUACGUCGAGCAAAGCGUUAAUGCGGAGACCACAAUGCUGGACCUUUUCUUGGAGAGCUUUUGGCUGGGUGAAGAUACGAGGCCAUUGCUGGACCACCUGCUCCUGGUUGCGGUGGAUCAGACGGCUUACGAUCGGUGCAUGUUCAAGCGAUUGCACUGUUACAGAUUGGUGACGGAGGGUGUAGAUUUCGGGGAGGAGAAGGUAUUCAUGUCCCGGGAUUUUAUCAAGAUGAUGUGGAGAAGAACUUUUUUCCUUACGGAAGUGUUGAGGCGUGGCUACAGUUUCAUUUUCACGGACACAGAUGUAGUGUGGCUACGGAAUCCGUUUACAAAGUUAAGCCUGAAUGAAACCGAUGAUCUCCAGAUUAGUGUUGAUAAAUACUUUGGCAGCCGACGACCCGAGCAUAAUUUGAUCAACACCGGCUUCUAUUACAUCAGGUCGAACAACAAGACCAUCUCUUUGUUCGACAAAUGGUAUUCACUCAAGGACAAUUCCACCAGGAAAAAAGAGCAAGACGUGUUGUUAGACCUACUAAGACAUGGGGUCGUCACCGAAUUGGAUCUUCGAGUAAGGGUCUUGGAGACGAGAUAUUUCAGUGGCUUUUGCGAAGACAGUAAAGAUGUUGGUGCUGUAACGACGGUCCAUGCGAAUUGUUGCCGCCACAUAAAUGCAAAGGUUAGGGACUUGACGGCCGUCCUCCGUGAUUGGAAGAGGUUCAAGGCGGCUCUGACUAAGUAUCACAAGGCUGCUCGUAAUAUAACUAGGAGUUUUGGGUGGUCACCACACGUUGGAUGCUUGAAUUCAUGGAAACCUCAAACAUUAACUUAAAACAUAUAGUUUUUAUUUAUUUAUUUUUUCUAAUAAAAAAAUCAAUUCAAUUUGAUACAUCCAGUUUCACUGUGUUGUCAAGGCAUAAGAAAUUAGCGUUUGAUUGUUUUUAGAAUCUUAAAUAAAUAGUUUUUGUGUGGUUCCUUGUAAUCAAA